Drosophila takahashii is the source of this 301-nucleotide messenger RNA. The record is from RefSeq and is a predicted model, not a curated record. NCBI's taxonomy places the organism in Eukaryota, Metazoa, Arthropoda, Insecta, Diptera, Drosophilidae.
UCAGCUUUAAAAUCAUAGCUAAAAUGCAGAUAUUUUAUUUGAUCUGUUUAUUUUUAUCCCUUUUUGGUUUUAUCAUGGGAGCACAUGUGCGUUGUAGUCAAAAGGGUGGAACCUCAGGAUCCUGCAACAAGAUCAUUCACGGAUAUAUGUACAGUGCGCCGAAGAGAAGUUGCUUUUCCAUGAGUAUGAAAGGCUGUGAAGCUCGGGGAAAAUUCUUCGACAAAAAGAGUGAUUGCAAUGAAUGCUUGUCGAAAUAACGAUUACAAUUUUAACUGAAAAAUAAAUGCCAUAUUGGGCUAUA